AUGGGCUGCAGUACUGGCCGCUGCGCGCUCUUCUUCCUCUGCGCUCUCCAGCUGGUCACAGUGCUGGAGAGGCAGGUGUUUGACUUCCUUGGCUACCAGUGGGCACCCAUCCUGGCCAACUUCAUCCACAUCAUCCUCGUCAUCCUGGGACUCUUCGGUGCUGUCCAGUACUGGCCACGCUAUGUCAUCGUGUAUGCUGUGUGGGGGGCAGUCUGGAUCUCCUGGAACAUCUUUAUCAUCUGCUUCUACCUGGAAGUAGGGGGCCUCUCGGAGGACAGCGAGCUCCUCACCUUCAGCCUCUCCCAGCAUCACUCAUGGUGGCAUGAGCAUGGGCCGGGCUGUCUGCACAAGGAGACGCCAGCCACCAGCCUUGAGACCUUGGACGGCCAGGCCCUGGUGUCUGGCAUUGACUGUGCCCUGCAGCACCGCUAUGUGGAGGCCCUGCACAGCACCCUGCAGGUCCUGGUGGCGGUCUUGGGGUUUGUCUACGCCUGCUACGUGGUCAGUGUGCUCCCAGAGGAUGAGGACAGCUUUGAUUUCAUUGGUGGAUUUGAUCCAUUUCUUCUCUACCAUGUCAAUGAAAACCCUUCCCACUUCUUGUUCAAGCAGGUGUACUUGUAA
Molecule: messenger RNA, 621 nt
Organism: Orycteropus afer afer
Lineage: Eukaryota; Metazoa; Chordata; Mammalia; Tubulidentata; Orycteropodidae
Gene: NKAIN4
Product: sodium/potassium transporting ATPase interacting 4
Exons: 6
Coding region: 1-621 (206 amino acids)
Biological process (GO): regulation of sodium ion transport
Source: RefSeq, a predicted model, not a curated record